Molecule: messenger RNA, 919 nt
Organism: Amborella trichopoda
Lineage: Eukaryota; Viridiplantae; Streptophyta; Magnoliopsida; Amborellales; Amborellaceae
Product: universal stress protein A-like protein
Molecular function (GO): AMP binding
Source: RefSeq, a predicted model, not a curated record
ACGGAUUUUUCAGAAGAAAGUCAAGGCCUUUCUUUCAUUUCACAGAAAUUAACCGAUCGUAAUCUCACUUGUCCGUGUCGUGGGAUUUGUCUUGCCACUACACUUGAACACGGAGAAACCUUGAUGGAACUUGAAUCAGUUCAGUGAGAGAGACUCCGAAACUUGGAACAGUUUAGAGCGAGAGAGAGAGAGAGAGAGGGGGAGGGACGGGAAAUGGAAGAGAUACAGGAACCUCCAACCAGAAUAAUGGUCGCCGUUAAUCAGUCCUCCAUUAAAGGGUAUCCUAGCCCAUCGAUCAGCAGCCGAAAUGCAUUAGAAUGGACCCUAAAGAAGAUCGUGAGGCCUACUUGCAGGUCUGAGUUCAAGCUCCUCUUCUUGCACGUUCAAGUCCCUGAUGAAGAUGGGUUUGAUGAUAUGGAUAGCAUUUAUGCCUCGCCUGAAGAUUUUCGGGACAUGAAACAUAGAGAUAAAAUACGGGGAAUUCACUUGCUAGAGUAUUUUGUUUCACAAUGUCAUGACCUUGGGAUAGCUUGUGAAGGAUGGAUUAAGAAAGGUGAUCCAAAGGAAGUUAUCUGCCAUGAGGUGAAGAAUGUUCGACCUGACAUUUUGGUCGUUGGAUGUCGUGGACUUGGCCCUUUCCAGAGGGUAUUUGUGGGAACAGUGAGUGAAUUCUGCUCGAAGCAUGCUGAAUGCCCUGUGCUCGUUGUCAAACGCAAGCCAGAUGAGACUCCUCAAGAUCCUGUCGAUGAUUGAAUGCCUCUGUAAACUUUGAAACCUCUAGUGGACACAUUGUGCCUUGUUAUCUGUAAAGAAUAUUGAGAUCACAUCAGACAACCUAAAAACUAAGUAAAUAAAAUUGUUUUGUUCAUUUCCUCUUCUUAUUUAUGUGCACGUGUAACUGCAAUGAAAUAUUUUUGCC